CUUGCUCGCGGUUGUUCGCGCCGUCGUCGUCGUCGUUGUCGUUGCUUGCUGUCGCGCCCCGUUCGUCGCUUGUGUGUGAUAUUCUCUCUCUGGCUCGUGCGGUGCCGAGAUUUGACAGCAACGCUAAUUAUAUUAUUUGCGCCAUCACCGGGGUUCGAUCACGGGUUGCGCUGGUGUAGUGGCGUUGUUUUGUUUAAUUAUCUGUUUGUGAUUUUAAAUACGCGCGAGUGAUUUGAGGUGUCGGUGGUUUUGUUGUUGUUGUUUCGCAAAUGCAUCGUAUCGGUGAGAUUGUAGAAGUGUUUCGAUUCGAUCGCUGCUACCGGCGGUUUGGUGCGGUGUGAACCGCUAGUGACGAGCGAUCGCAUCCUGAUUGCUGUGGUGUGCCACAGUGCCAUCCAGUGCAAAUCGAACGAGGAACAAAAUUGUGGUGAUUAAAAUUGCUCACCGGCAAGUUGAUAAGCAAAGCAGUAAGUGAAGCAAGAAAGAAAGAGUUUGCUUCCAUCACCAUUGAAGCUGAGACAUAUUACGCCACGGAUAGUGAUCGCAACCAAGGUUUAGUGUGUCUUUGAUACAAACCAUCCAUUUUUAUACAUUACAAAAGCAAACCCAAAUCAGUAAAUAACUCGCAAGUGCUUAUCAAACACAGCAGUUCCGUUUCGGAGAACAUCGCCGGUAAGGGUAGCCCGACAGAACCAGCCCAACAGAACCCAUGCCGACGCAAGAUCAUGCAAGAGCAUCAUAAGUGUGUGCAAUCAUCGUUCAAUGUGUGAAAGUGUGUGAUACUCUCGAUAAAACCUUCCCGGAGAAAGGGCAUCCGAAAGGAAGCGGCUGGCGCUGGACGCGUGUGUGCCUAAAGUGUGAUAGCGGAAGGUGUGCCGAAAGCGAAGAGCCCGAGUACAUCUCACUCCCACGGCUCGAACGGGCAGGUCAAUCGUCGUGUGAAUUGGUCUCGUUUCAAAACGAAAAAGAAAGGAAAAGGAAAAAUAAAAGGAAAGAUCGCCUCAGAGCCUUCGCCAAGAUUGCCCAGGACCGUGUGGUACGGGCGAGAUAAUGCGUGAGUCUCAGAUUUGAGGGCGCAAGAGUGUGUGCUGCACCGUCCCGUGAGUCGGUCGAAUCAAUCGUCCUGCGGUCCGCCGGCGUAGUGUUGAAAAGUGUGCAUUUUCAGUGUUAAAGGAAAAAGUGGCUCGUUUUGUGUAUAUUUAAAAGUUUAUUCUGCUAAAGGAUAAAGCAAAGGUUUCUCCUGCAAAGAAUCGGUGCCGAGCGCAGUGACCGAGCUGACGUGUUGUAGUGCGUUGCAAAGUGUGUAAAUUAAUAUUCACUGAAAGAAAGAAUAGCCUGCGGUGGCUGCUGUGAAGAAGUGACUCCUGGAAAAGGGGAUUAGCCGGUGAAGUGAUAGCAAGUGGCGUGGUGCUCCUUGCGGUCGGGAACUAGCGUUACGCCAGCCUACCGGGCCGUGAUUGCGCUGUCGCUUCCAUUGACGGGCGCGGCAAGAUAGAGAGUGCGAUAGGUGACCACGCGUACAACAACGGCCUUACAAUUCAUUUCGAUAAAGUGGCCUCGAUCGGCGCCAACACGCUCAACUUUACGGACCUGGGGAGCCCUUACGAGGGCCCCCCGAGCACACCCCAGUCCGGGAUGGAUGCGCCGGACGCGCCGCACACGCCGAAGUACAUCGACGGCGGUGCGACGGCAACCGCGCCCGGCAAAUCGGCCUUCGUCGAGCUGCAGCAGCAUGGGUACGGUGGCAUCCGGAGCGGGUAUCAGCAUUUCAGUGCCCAGGGCGGCCAGGACUCGGGCUUUCCGAGUCCGCGCGGUGCCCUCGGCUACCCAUUUCCACCGAUGCACCAGAACUCCUACUCUGGGUAUCAUUUAGGCAGUUAUGCACCACCCUGCGCUAGUCCACCAAAAGAUGGUUUUUCCCCGUAUCCGCCACCACCACCCUCACCGACGACCGCGCUGCACGUGAACGCGCCCAAUGCGGACGGUGACGCGCAUUUCCUGCUAGACAAAUUAGAAGACACCGGUCUGCGGGUAAACGGCAAGGGCAAGAAGAUGCGAAAACCGCGCACCAUCUACAGCUCCCUCCAGCUGCAGCAGCUCAACCGAAGAUUUCAGCGAACGCAGUACCUGGCGCUACCGGAGCGGGCCGAGCUCGCCGCCAGCCUCGGGCUGACGCAGACACAGGUUAAGAUCUGGUUUCAAAAUCGACGAUCCAAGUACAAGAAGAUGAUGAAAGCGGCCCAGGCACCGGGCGUUGGAGGAGGACUUCCAUUGGGUGGACCGAACCAGGGAGGCCACAGUCCGUCGCAGCAUCAAAACAUGCAUCAAGCACCCGGUGGAGGAUCGAGCAGUGGUUCGCCUUCGCAUUUCCUACCUCCCGGACACAGUCCAACGCCGUCGAGCACCCCCGUCUCGGAGCUCUCACCUGGCCGCAUUCCAGGUCUUAGUCCGCCCUCGCAAGCACCCUGGGAGCAGAAACCGCCGCCGCACUGGGCCGACCACAAACCACCGCAGAUGGCACCGCAAACGAAUCAUGCACCUCCGCAACCGACCCACGCACCGCAGAUGGGUGGCUACGUACCUCAGUACUGGUAUCAGCCGGAAACGAACCCGUCGCUGUUAACAGUGUGGCCAGCGGUUUAACAUAACGAGAAUGUAAAUUAUAAUUUUAACCAUCCCUAGUGCUUAAGACGGUAAGACAUUAGACACUCUCCUAAGAUAAGAUCGGCUGUAAAAGUGAGUAGCGACCCUCUACUGCCGAGAGAGCGAGCGAGAGAGUAGAUACCCUUAGAACAAUGAUUCGAAGCAGCAAAGCAGAGCAAAAACGCAGAAAAAGGCAAAUAGCACAUUAAAACACACACACACCAUUGGAACGAAUCAAAAGUCCUCGACAUAAUGGAUAGUGCAAGUAAGUCUCGUUCCCAAUUUAAGAAAACAAAAGAAUGAGAGGGAAAGCUUUCUAAUUUUAACCUGGCACGUGAUCUUGUUCAUUUUAUUGGACGUUAGUAAGGAACGGAGAUAGCGCGGGCUGCAGAUGUUCUUUUAUAAUUUGUUCUUUUUCGUGUAGUAAUACUUGGAUUCGGAUGCAGUCCCGAUUUCGCAUCGGGCAAUGUGAUGGAUCUGUACAUUUUGCGGUUUGUUGUUCCGUUUGAAACACACACACACACACACACAUACAACCCAACCCACAUAGACCCAUGUGUUUGUGUUACUUUUAAUUAGUGUGCUUGGUGCCGUUUCACGGCGGUUUGUGCGGCAGAUGCGUUUUAUAGACCCAGUGGGAGUGUGCGUGUGUGUGUGAGUGUGUGUGAGAGAGUGUGUUAAAUGAUCCGGAGACGCUUUGGGGCUUUCAGAUAUUCCACCCCCCAAGGCAUAGUCGGAUCGAAUCGUCAUCUGCGAAAUCGUACAACGGAAUAGGUUCUGUGCAAUAUUUCUUAAGCGUAGCAUAACAAAAAAAAAACGGCCGCGUAUCCUUUAGCAUGUAUGGGGGUUUGGGACUACGGGGGAAUCGGACGGAUCGGGGAGAGGAAGAGAGCGAGAGAGAGAGAGAGAGUGAGAGAAGGAAACAUGAGCACAAACACAAACACACAUUCAAUGGAGCUUUUUCAUUUCGUUAUUAUUUUAAAUUUUGCACGUACACUAAAGCAAAGCUUUUACGUAAGCUUUUCGUGGUUGAAUUGAUUUUAAUCAACACAGCUCAAACUAACGUUCGGAAGUUGCACAGCGAAAUACAAAAGAAACAAAUAGAAAUGGUUUAGAAAACACAUUCCAUGCUGCAGUGCCCUUUUUCAUCCUAAAAAGCUCACAAAAGAAGAAAAUUGCCCCAGAUUGCGUUCUAAGACAUGCAAUCUAACACCAGAAAGCUUGCGCAAACACCGGUCAUAACCGUAUCAUGAUGGCAUAUUGUCAACUAGCAACCAUUUCAACUCACAUUACGAUCCAACUUUAGUGUUUGUGGUGUGUAAACGACUCCGACGAAGCAUUUGGGAGCCUUAAGGGAAGUUUGCGGCUGGAAUAGAAGUUCAACUCGGUUUCCAGAAACUCCCAGCAAGUUGUAAAUGUGUUCUGUGCAGUGCAUUUAGUCGGCAUUUUGCAAACCUUUUACGAUUACGUUUGGCGGCAGUAGCGCACAAAAGAAGCCAGCAAUCCUCCCCACCCUAUCGUCCCCGCCAAAACCCGCCAAAACGAGGGAUAAGCUUUUAUUUUGCACCGCUCCCCACCGCACCAAACAUCAGCGCACACUCAACACGCACACAAACCACGAUCCGACAAAUGUUGCUGCUGCUGUCUGUCUGUCUGUUUGUCCAUUCUCUCGCCUAUGUUGUCUUUCUUUCCCUUUGCUGUGUGUGUUUUUUAUUAGUUUUUUUUGGUUCAUUUAGCAAGCAAAUUGUGUACAUAGCAGAUUUAAAACCGCAUGCCUACCCCCUCCCUUAGAUUGGUAGGGGUGGCCACCCUAUACAUACAUUAAAAGCUAUUACUACUAUAAAUAAAACAAAUAUGGACUAACAUUAAUUCGAUGCGAAGAAUAGACCACUACGUAUGAUGAUUAAGAAAAGGGAGUGAAUAAAAGAGGGGACAGGGAGGUCCGGCACAACGAGUAGCUGCACCGUGGACGGACAAAACAAUGAAAGUAUUUAAUUGAAGAAGCGAACAAAAAACGGAAACAUUUUA
Messenger RNA from Anopheles merus, 4671 nucleotides. RefSeq names its product homeotic protein distal-less (gene Dll). The transcript is spliced from 7 exons. NCBI's taxonomy places the organism in Eukaryota, Metazoa, Arthropoda, Insecta, Diptera, Culicidae. The record is from RefSeq and is a predicted model, not a curated record. Gene Ontology annotation, molecular function: DNA-binding transcription factor activity, RNA polymerase II-specific; RNA polymerase II cis-regulatory region sequence-specific DNA binding. Gene Ontology annotation, biological process: regulation of transcription by RNA polymerase II. Bases 1636 to 2643 code for a protein of 335 amino acids.